Molecule: messenger RNA, 6454 nt
Organism: Sitophilus oryzae (rice weevil)
Lineage: Eukaryota; Metazoa; Arthropoda; Insecta; Coleoptera; Curculionidae
Product: autophagy-related protein 2 homolog A
Exons: 31
Coding region: 87-6206 (2039 amino acids)
Biological process (GO): reticulophagy; autophagosome assembly; autophagy of mitochondrion
Cellular component (GO): extrinsic component of membrane; phagophore assembly site
Molecular function (GO): phosphatidylinositol-3-phosphate binding
Source: RefSeq, a predicted model, not a curated record
CGCAGUCGACCUAUCAAUUCGUUGAAAAUCAAAACAAAGAAUGUGCACGUAAAUAACACUUCAAGAAGCAUUUUUCGGGGCUCAAAAUGCCUCCUUGGUUCAACAAUUGGAUACCGGAAUGGGUGAAAAAAAGCGUGUGUUCGUGCUUGAUCAAAAGAUACCUGAGUCAAUACAUAGAAAAUGAAAUAACGCGAGAUCAACUUAAUCUGGAUUUAUACAAUGGACGAGCUACAGCAGAAAGGAUCGGCCUUGCUAUUGAGGCACUAAAUGAACUAAGCGAAGCGCAAAAUUGGCCAGUUGAAUUUGUUGAUGGCUACAUAGAUAUAAUACACAUUAGUGUACCAUGGUCUAGUAUAUUUACCAGCUCUACCGAAGUUGAAAUUUGUGGUUUAAAAAUAACAGUUCAGCCAAAACAAAGAAAAGAAGAUGCAACAUCCAUGUUUGAAUCAAUGUGGAAUUCCAUGACCAGUUCAAUGCAUUUAGCAGAGGAGUUUGCCAAAAAUGAAGCAAAAGAAACUAGUACGCAAGCUAUUGAAGGAAUAGAGAUAUUUGCGCAAACCAUAGAAUCCAUUGUUCGUAAGAUUAAAGUUACUUUUAAGGAUACAGUUAUUCAAGUGGAACAUUUGCCCAAAGAAAGUGAUAAAGGUGUUGGACUUUUAAUUAAUAUUGCCUUAAUGACAUAUUGUGAUGAGGCUAGUUUUGAAGAUCCAGAUUUACGAGGUACUAGAGAUUCAAAUUCAAAAGAAGAUCCAAAGAAAGCAUAUUUAAUUGACUCUUUUACCAUAAAAGAUAUUGUUAUAGAAGGUGUUAAAUUAUCUACCAUAGAGUUCCCAAGUGUAGAAAGGACUAUUUCCAGAUCUAUAUUGACAAAUAGUAGUUGUACUUCAAAAGAUGAAGAAAGUUGUAGUGAAUUAGAAGAAAUUGAACCGAAGGACGAACUGCCAAAAAAGUUAGAAUAUUCAAAUGAUGAUGACUUAAACCCUGAGAGGCAUAUCAUUGCGUUUGGUAACUUUUAUAACAAACUAGAGGUAAAAAUGAAAAUAAAACAAUCUGAAAACGUUAGCGGACCCAAAGUGGCUAUAGAAAUCAACUUAGGAUCUUUGGUAUUGUUCUUGUCACCUAGACAGUUUCAUAUUUUGAUGGAAUUGGUAGAGGGUUUUUCAUCACCAGAUUUAGAGGACAAUAGCAACGUACCGCACAAGAAUCAGUUUCCGUCUAGACCAAUGACACAAAAGGAUUAUGAAAGAGUUGAAGAACAACUGGGAGACCUACUAAACCCGCUCAAUCAAUUUCAACCCUUUAAUUUGCAAAAAACACAUGGUUGGUCUGCUGGUACUUUAGAUGAUAGUACAGAUAGUCAGUAUCUCUUAAUGAAAAAUGCUACAAGUGCCAUGUAUGACAGUAACAUUAGUGGAAUAAGUAGUUCAAUGGAUUCUAGUAUGACGUCAAGUAUGGUUAGCUCCAUGACUGAUAACACGAACCAUACACGAAGACGAGUCAGCAAUCUUGACACUGACCCUACUGCUGAGAUAUCCCGAUUUCAAGUUCGUUUAGCCUCAUUGGCCGUUAUUCUUUUGCACGAGGACAUUCUCACUCAUCAGACUGACAACGAGAAAGUUCUAGUCAAGCAAAUGCAAAACACCGUCGAAACUUUCUUUAAAAACAUAAAUGCGAACAUAUUUACUAGUCUGAGUCACCAAGGAUUCGAUCAAAUACAUAAAUUAUUUGAUGAAGCGUGCAACUUAAGCCAUUUAAGAUUGUUAUCAUCUCCUCUUCAUAUUGAGGCAGAUGAAAAAACUACUUCUACCGCGUUUUCCAUAACCGGUCAUUUGACAGCCAACAAAUUUGAUCUUUUGGAGUGUCUACAUAAUUCGGAAAAGGUCACGUAUGUUCCUAUAGUUAAUUUUAACAGGGCUGGUUCUAGUUUACCCAGUUCAGUUAAGUCAAACGUCAAGUUGAAAUUUAAACACGUUCAACGAAGUAAUCCUAACAGUAGGAGUCACGGACCAAAAUCUGAUCUAUCGAUUUAUAUGGAUAAGUGCUCUGUAGAAUGUGAUAUAUCUAUAAUAGAUAGGAUUACUGGCUUAUUAAAUUGUCCCCCAAUAUGUACCUCAGUUAAGACAGGGACGAACAUAUGGGGUACAAAUCAGGCACAAUACAAACCGACCAUAAACACAGCUGAAAAUGAAUCUACUUUAGACCUGAAAGUGAUCUGUCCAUUUUUGAAUUUUAAAUUAAGGUUUCCCAUACCAGACUUUCGACCUGCACAUGACAUGAGCAAAAUUCCAUGGUGGGAGCGGAAUGUCAGACCAGAUUAUGUAUCUCUCCAGUUGCAUGAUGCCAAUUUUCACUCAAUAUUCGUAACAAACCAAACAGUCGGCGAGUAUUCUCUGGAAUGCAAACUUCUAGACAUUUACUAUUAUGAAUCUGAGCAUUGUACGGGCUUACACAUCGGUAGAUCAGGAAAAGAUGAUAAAUAUAGUUCCAUAGAACAAAGUACUCCUCAGACUAGGUUAUGUAUUAAGGUGUAUCCUAAGAGUCCCUGUGAAGAGAACAUAGUUAUAUCUGAUCCAAUGACGCAUUCGUUGUAUGAUGCUUUUGAGAAUCAGGGUAACUCUGAACCAGGUCCCUUUAGUGCUAAAAGAGUUGUACAUGAAAGUGAUACUCCACAUAAUAAACAUCAUAAAGAUGAAAAUGAAGAACUAGUGAUACCAGGAGACAAAUCUGAACUUGAAGAUUUCGUUCAAUCGACCAGUUCGAACGUCGAAACGUUGGUAGAAGUGACAUUGCCAAUAGUUUCCGUUCAGUUACAAUCUAAAAGAAUCUACGAAUUGAUAUACAAUAGAAUAAAUAACGAUUUAUUGUUAUGGGCCCCUUCAGCGCCUAAGCCAACAAAUAGUCUAUACAAUCCUGUUUAUGGUGGUGGAAAUCUGCAGGAUUUUGAUUUGGACGAUAAUUUUAUUAUGGCUAAAAGUGGAGUCCAAAUAGAUUCUGACAGUGAGUCGAGCGAUGAAGUAUCAGAGAAUUGCGCAAGCAACAUAUUUUAUUCAACAUAUGACUCCAAAACUAAGCAUUCCCCAAAAAAUAUCCAGGCGACUGGAAGAAGAAAUAGCCAAAGCGAAUUUGUUUUAUCUCUUAACAUUGGCGAAGGUUUGGUUUGUGUAAAUCCGCCGGUUAGAGACGCAGCCUCCAAUGUAAUACCAGGCCAACAAGGAGAAUUAUUCUUAAAAAUAAAGAAAGCAAGUGUAUAUGUUGUGAGUGGAUACAAGGGCGAUAAUGAUUUAGGUUAUGUUUGUGUACAGUUGAGUGAUGCACAUCUCUUUCAUUCUGAUAUGCAGCCAGCUCCUAAUACCAGUCCUCCUUUAAGAGAAGCUGAUUCUAUGGCUGGAAAAUAUUUAUUAUCUACUAUUUAUCAAUCGGAUGGUAAAGUUCUAGCCGGAUCAAACAGUCAUGGGGCUGAAAGGGAAAUGUUCACUGUCGCUGUUAAGAUACAAGCCAAUCACGAAACACACCACGUGAAAGUUGUUACUGUGUCACUAGGACUGAACAGAGCUACCUUGAGGCACAGAAUGAGCCGAGAACCGAAUUCUUGGAUAUCGCAUAUUUUGGACUUCUUCAACGUUCAGGAUUAUCCAAUUCCUGGAUACAUAGCCAAAGACGUUCUGACGGAACUGCAUUUAAACUUGUGGGAUUGUGCAGUAGAUUACAGACCGUUCCAUUUGCCCUUAAGAUCGGUGAUCACUAUUGGAAACUUCUGUUUGUGCUCACAUUUGACAGCCGUCUCUAAUACUUCCACCCUGUUGUUCAUAUUCGAAGAUUGUCGCUUGUUUUUGAGCGAAAAAGCUCCCCCUAAAAAUGGAGUACCUUCUAAUGCAGCUGUAGACUUGGUGAAGGACUACGUGAACGUGGUAGAAUUGGCAUUAUUCGAGAUCAGCAUCAAAACCGCAAAUAAGAAGAGUGGCAUUAAUCCAUACAUAGAUCUGCGAGCUUCGAAUAAUAUCUUGAACAUUAGAACUUGUUCGGAUAGCGGGAGGGCAUUAUUCCAACUACUGACGUACUACAUAAACGACGGGGAUAUAAAUCCUGAACCAUCUGCUAGUGAAAAUUCCACUACCAGUCAUGUAGAUGAUGCAGAAGAGGAACUGGUAACCGUAGAACAAUAUGAGAACACUUUAUCCAAAAGCCAGCAAGAUCAGUUGGCAGAAAUGCUACAAGAAGCAAUGCAAGAAAGUCCGAAAGGAAAUAAAGUCAAGAUGAACGUGCCUAUGACAGGUGCCAAACUGUUCUACUUUCCUGAUGAAAUGGAGGCAUUAGAGGACUUGCCUCAUAGCAAUUUGCCCCAAAUCAAUGCAGACUUGGGCGAGAUCAACCCAUACCAUUUUGGCACAAGCAAACACAACAGCAGUGACAUAUACGAAGAGUUCUGUAUAAUAGAUAUCGACACAAUUUCAGGUUUGUUUCCAAAAGAUGGCGUGCCAGAGAUCACCUGGUUGACUGACGCACCUGUUAAUGUGGUGGAGCAUUAUAUUUCAGCACCUGUAGGAAAAAGAGAUGUACUGGAACCUCCAAAGGAUUUUCCCACGCCCACUAUGCGCUACACUCUCUGCGAAAUGUCGAUAAUCUGGCAGAUGUUCGGCGGAAACGACUUCAAAGUACUUGAAAAAGAAGUCUCGAAAAAAGAGGUUAGGUUUUCGGAGAAGCAUUUCAACGACCGAGUCACUUUCUCCAGCAAUAGUGCUAAAGUCACUUUUAAUCAAGACCAAAAAUCUGAUAACUUAUCGUGGAUUACGAGAGGUGGUAUCGACAGGGACCAUAACACGCUCAUGGAGCUACAGUUUAAUAAGGUUAGAUUUAGACACGAAUUAUAUCCAGAAUCGUCAAAACAGGCCUCUAGACAGGUGCUGUCAAUUUCCGAUGUAGAAGUGCGAGAUAGACUGGCAUCUAGUCAAAUUAAUAAAUUUCUGUAUCAAUAUUUUAGUCAGGCCAGACCUAAGAAGUCUCAUUCUAAUAUGGUACUAAUCAAAGCAUUGCACAUCAGACCAGAUGCUAAACUCAAAACUCAAGAAUGCAUGUUGAAAGUAGCUUUACUACCAAUAAGACUAAACAUAGACCAAGAUGCUCUCUUGUUUUUGAUUAAAUUCUUCAAAGAAUUGGGUGGAGAUACAUCAGAAACUAACCUGGACACAGAAAAGGAAUCAUCGUUGCAAAAUACGCCAACUCAUCAACCUCCUAUAAUGUCAAUUGCUGCCGACGAAGAUGAGGAAGAAAUUAAGCAGAAAGCCAAACAAGCUGUCAAUGAAAAUUUAAUAUUAUUAGAGAGCAGAUAUCACGCAGAACCGGAGGAAAACCUUGAUAGUAGUUCCAGUACUACUGCAGAUGAUUCGCCUGUGUAUUUUAGAUACGUAGAAUUUUCAAGGGAUGUCUUGAUCCGCUUAGAUUAUCAAGGCAAGAGGGUGGAUAUGAGCCACGGACCAAUAGCUGGUCUAUUGAUGGGAUUAGGCCAAUUAAAUUGUUCAGAAAUAAGACUUAAACGACUGGUAUAUAGGCAUGGACUAUUAGGGGUUAGCAAGCUCCUCUCUUAUUUACUGAAAGAAUGGUUGAAUGAUAUCAAGAAAAACCAGUUGUCGACAAUCCUGGGAGGAGUAGGUCCAAUGCAUGCUUUGAUGCAACUAUUCCAAGGUGUUCGAGAUUUGUUUUGGUUGCCCAUUGAACAAUACCAGAAAGAUGGAAGAAUUGUGAGGGGUCUCCAGAGAGGUGCAAACAGUUUUACAACAUCAACAGCGCUGGCAGCUUUAGAACUAACGUCAAGAAUAAUAUAUUUUAUACAGAUUACAGCUGAAACAGCUUAUGAUAUGCUCUCACCUGGCCCUAGUAUAAGAAUGAGGAAGAAACUGAAGCAAAAAGGAAGAAAGAAACGUCAUCAUCAACCUCAGGAUAUUAGGGAGGGGUUGACUAACGCUUGCAUGGUUGUCCGAGAGGGUUUUGGAGAAACUGCAGACAAUAUAUUCCAAGUGGCCACUCUAGAGAAAGAACAGAAAGGAAUAAGCGGCGCGGUGGGGGCGGUAAUCAGACAAAUCCCCGCCACUGUAAUCAAACCAAUAGUGAUCGCUACAGAAGCUACUGGAAAUUUCCUGGGGGGAGUCCAGAGUCAACUUGUACCCGAUGCUAGAACAGAGGCCAACCAAAAAUGGCGUAGUAACGUUUAAUAUUCCUACAAAACCCUAGACUCGACUAACUUGUGAUAUUUUCGGUGGUUUUCACAUUUCGGCAAUUAUUAUUAGAUUUAUUACUAUCUUUAUUAUAAUUUGGCUUGGACGUAUUUUUUAUUGAACUUAUUACAUGUUCAACUUUUCAGGAUACUUUAUGUGAAGUAUCUAAAUCUCAAAUACAGCAAAUAUCAAAAGAAUUUUUGUUGCUUUGAUGUUAUAUAUAAAAAAUCUUGCUGAAACUGAGU